Messenger RNA from Oryzias melastigma (Indian medaka), 4150 nucleotides. RefSeq names its product AFG3-like AAA ATPase 2 (gene afg3l2). Gene Ontology annotation, cellular component: m-AAA complex; membrane. The record is from RefSeq and is a predicted model, not a curated record. The coding region runs from base 162 to 2582 and encodes 806 amino acids. The transcript has 17 exons. NCBI's taxonomy places the organism in Eukaryota, Metazoa, Chordata, Actinopteri, Beloniformes, Adrianichthyidae. Gene Ontology annotation, biological process: mitochondrial protein processing; protein-containing complex assembly. Gene Ontology annotation, molecular function: ATP-dependent peptidase activity; ATP binding; metalloendopeptidase activity.
UCGCAUAAUCUGUUGUUUUUCAUCUCAACACAGAUACAGACGAAGAAGAAUUCCAAACAGAAACAUGGCGGAGUUGUGGCGUUACGGAACACUUUGGGUGAACUUGGACUGGGUUUAGUUUUCAUAACCUUAUUUUCUUUAACUCCGUGCCGACCGGAACUAUGGCUCACCGAUACCUGAGGCUGUCGGCGGGCUGCCGGAGCCUGUUCCGCCUGCUGCCGCCCCCCGGAGCUCCGACAAGGCUGGUGAUGCUGUCGACAGCUCCGGGGCAGGUGGAAGGGGGGCGGAGACUACUUAAUGACCUACUGGGAGCUUAUUGGAGGCUGAGCUCCAAACCCCCGAAAGGCUUUGAAAAAUAUUUUCCUGACAGUCAGAAAAGUGCGAAGAACUCCGAAGCUGAAGCUGCGAGUAAAGAGUCCAAAUCUGCCAGUGCCCCAAAAUCAUCUGGAAAGAUGGGAGGGGGCGGGGCAUCAGGAGGGGGUGGGUCUUCAGGAGGAGGAGGAGGAGGAGGGGGUAAACGAGGAGGUCGUAAAGAGGACUCACACUGGUACAGUCGCCUGCAGAAGGGGGACAUUCCCUUGGAUGACAGGGAGUUUCGGAUGUUCUUACUGAGUGGCGUGGCGUUCUGGGUAACCGUAACCUACUACUUUUUCCUGAGGGAUGGUGCACGGGAGGUGACCUGGAAGGACUUUGUCAACAACUACCUGUCCAAGGGGGUGGUCGACCGAUUAGAAGUUGUCAACAAACGCUACGUCAAAGUAGUUUUCGCCCCCGGGAAGACGCCGGUGGAUGGGCAGUACGUCUGGUUCAACAUAGGCAGUGUCGACACAUUUGAGAGGAACCUUGAGACCGCUCAGUACGAGCUCGGCAUCGAGGGGGAGAACCGGCUGCCCGUGGUGUACUCCACAGAGAGCGACGGCACGUUCCUGUUGAACAUGCUCCCCACAGUGCUGAUUAUCGGCUUCCUGGCCUUCAUACUGCGCCGCGGCCCAGCAGGGACUGGGCGUCCCGGCCGGGGAAUGGGCAGCCUUUUCAGCGUCAGUGAGACGACAGCAAAGAUCCUGAAGGACGAGAUCGACGUAAAGUUUAAAGAUGUGGCCGGAUGUGAGGAGGCUAAGCUAGAGAUCAUGGAGUUUGUCAACUUCCUGAAGAACCCAAAACAGUACCAGGACCUCGGAGCCAAAAUCCCAAAGGGAGCCAUCCUGACCGGGCCUCCGGGAACAGGAAAAACUCUUUUGGCCAAAGCGACGGCUGGGGAGGCCAAUGUGCCCUUCAUCACAGUGAAUGGCUCGGAGUUCCUGGAGAUGUUUGUGGGCGUCGGUCCUGCCAGGGUCAGGGAUCUGUUUGUCAUGGCGAGGAAGAAUGCUCCGUGCAUCCUCUUCAUUGAUGAGAUUGACGCCGUGGGCCGGAAACGUGGGCGCGGGAACUUUGGCGGGCAGAGUGAGCAGGAGAACACUCUGAACCAGCUGCUGGUGGAGAUGGAUGGGUUCAACACUGCCUCCAAUGUAGUUGUUCUAGCCGGAACCAACAGGCCAGACAUCCUGGACCCGGCUCUAAUGAGACCCGGCCGCUUUGACAGACAGAUUUACAUUGGUCCUCCUGACAUCAAAGGACGAGCAUCCAUCUUUAAAGUUCAUCUGCGUCCUCUGAAGCUGGCUACAGAUCUGGAUAAAGAGGCUUUGGCUCGGAAGAUGGCCGCCCUCACACCUGGAUUCUCAGGCGCAGAUAUUGCCAACGUCUGCAACGAGGCCGCUCUGAUCGCAGCCCGUCAUCUGUCAGACACCAUCAGCCAGAAGCAUUUUGAGCAGGCUAUUGAGAGAGUCAUUGGAGGUCUGGAGAAGAAGACCCAAGUUCUGCAGCCAGAGGAGAAGAAGACUGUGGCGUAUCAUGAGGCCGGUCAUGCUGUGGCUGGAUGGUUUCUGGAACACGCUGACCCUCUUCUAAAGGUGUCCAUCAUUCCCAGAGGGAAGGGUCUGGGUUAUGCUCAGUACCUUCCCAAAGAGCAGUACCUCUACACCAAAGAGCAGCUUCUGGACCGCAUGUGCAUGACCUUGGGGGGUCGGGUGUCAGAGGAGAUCUUCUUUGGACGGAUCACCACAGGAGCUCAGGACGACUUACGCAAAGUGACGCAGAGCGCCUAUGCACAGAUUGUUCAGUUUGGGAUGAACCCAAAGGUGGGUCAGGUUUCCUUCGAUCUGCCCCGACAGGGAGAGAUGGUUUUGGAGAAACCGUACAGCGAGGCCACGGCCCGUCUGAUCGACACAGAGGUCAGAUCCCUGAUCAGUGAGGCGUACCAGAGAACCAAACAGCUGCUGCAAGACAAAAAGGGAGAGGUGGAGAAGGUGGCACAGCGGCUGCUGGAGAAGGAGGUUCUGGAUAAGAAUGACAUGGUGGAGCUCCUGGGGAAGCGACCGUUUGCUGAGAAGUCGACCUACGAGGAGUUUGUGGAGGGAACUGGAGGUGAGGAAGAGGACACAACACUCCCAGAGGGUUUAAAGGACUGGAACCAGGAGAGAAAGGAGCGUGAAGAGAGCCAAGAGGAGCAGGUGGCUCGUCAGAUUUCUGGAGGAAUGCCCUUCUAGGGUCUUCACCUGAUGGACUAGGCUCCACGUUACCACGACAUCAAUCAGAAAUGUCAUAAACUGCCCAAGGUCCAGAGACUUGUUUGGAUAUUCCUCACUCUCUCUUAUCUGGAACCAUUUAUCAUCAGCACCAAACACUGGGAUGUUUCUUGCAAUAAUUUGUUGUUCUGUUGGACUCUAGUUGGUUCUGCCGACCCAGUCAAAGCCCGUACACAUGUAUAGAAGCUGUCUCAUCUCAUCUUCAGAGAACCAGGAGAAUGCUACCCACACUUAAAAUUUUCAUCUGCUGAUGCUUUGAGCUCCACCAACUCCAUUUCGCACAACCAUAUCUGCAGCUUAGAAGCUGCAGAACCACGAGGUUGAGAACAGUUGUAGAAUAAUUCUGUCAGUUUGAACACCACUGAAACAUAGACUGCUAUAUUCUCUCAAAUGAUUGAGCUCAUGUUCAGUUCAAAAGCCUCAUCCAGCUGUUUUCUGCGCUGUCAUCCAGGUUCUCAGCUCUGACUUUCACUUGUAUUGGAAGACUUUCUUCUAUUUUUUGUGACGUUAUGAAUCAGACCUGGAUGGACUCUGAGCUGUAAAACCAGAAAGGCUUGGGUGUUGGAAAAGCUCUGUAAUAUUUCGAAGCCUGGAUUGAAUCCAGAGCUGUUCUCCAGAACGUGAAGGUAGCAGAUGGCUGAAGUUUUCAGUGGAACACUGAAUUAUUUAAAUCUGAGUUUAAAGUGCAGGUUGUACUUAAUGCAAGUUAAUAGUCUGAAGUAUUGUUGAAGAACAUCAUAAUGGUUAUAAUGAACUCUUUCAUCCUCAUUAUCUUUGCCACUGUUGCCAUGGUAACCGUGCUGCAGGUGUUUAAACGCAAUCUGAGCUGAUCAGAUAUUUAAAAGCAGUCAAUUGAUUGCUGCUGGCUGCUCUCGAUGUAAACAUGUAAUAUGAUGAUAGCAACAUUUCAGUGUGAAAUUAAGUUUUAAUAAAGUCAGAAAACUUCAAACUGAGCAAUAACUUUCCACCAAGAUUGCAGACUAGGAGUAAUAGUCAGUCUGACUCCUUUUGGAAAAAUCUUCAGAUAAUUUAACUUCAGCUUGUGUCUAAAUGACAGAAACACAAAAAUACAACAGAGACUGGAAACAGUACAGUCUGUAGAAGCUCAAAGUGCAUUUGAGUUAACAUGUGAGCAAUUAUCUGCUGCUGCUUCUUCUUGCUGGGAUUUUAUUAAAGUGGUGACAUGAAUCUUUGAUUGUAUAGAGAACUAGUUAGAAGCUGGAGACUUUUGUGUAAAUGUUACAGAGAGGCUAAAGUAAUUAACAAGGAUUUUCUAAGAAAAAAAAGAAAAAAGCGAGCAGGUUAGCCAUUAAUACAUUUAUUUAACGUUUAAACAAAAGCUAAAACUAGGUCAAUCUUUUUUAAAUGAGUAGGCACAAUAAUAUCAAUAAGACCUCAUGCCAAAUUAGUUUAAAAACAGCAGAAAAUCAAACACUGUAAACAUGAGUUGUGAUAAUUUAAAAUAACAUUGUUAUUCAAAUAUAAUAAAAAUCUAUAAUUCAUGAUCUGGAAAAAAAAAGAAAUAAAAA